Messenger RNA from Moneuplotes crassus, 5432 nucleotides. Lineage: Eukaryota; Ciliophora; Spirotrichea; Euplotida; Euplotidae. The record is from the annotation of a GenBank genome assembly.
AACAAUAAUAAUUUAUUACUUAUCCAUAUUUUUGUUGGGGUGUGCUAAAAUGCUGAUUUUUAAGUUGUGAAAGAAGAACUUCUCGCUUAUGCACUCAAAAUUAUUUUCUUUACUCCAGACUGUAUUAAUCUUGGUUGUAUUUUUGCUCUUGAUGUUUAUUUCAAUCUGGAUAAGCCCCCCAGAAAUACCUUUGGCAACAAACCUGUCCCUUGGUUACCAAUGGGGGCCAGACUCUAUGUUCCAGCCACAUAUGGGCUCGGAAAAGCCUUGAAUGGCCUGUGACUCUGAGGAAAAGGCCCUUUCUGGGUUCUAUAAGCAGUUUAACGAUAGCUCAGACUGGUUCAGUCCCUGUUAUGGUAGGGAAAUUAAUAGAACUGUGAUUGCCCUUGCUCCAAGCGGAGACCCAACUAUUGAAGACGUUGCUGAGAUUGUUACGGAGGAAACUAAACCGUUCAACCUCACUGUGAAGAUCUAUGAUAGCUACGAUGAACUAUGGGAAGCUCUCAAGCUCCAAAAGGAGCGCAUUUGUUUCGGAGCCGUACUUGGCACUGCAGAUUAUCAGAACAACUUAUUUGAGCUUGAUUUGAUAUUUGAAGAGAGGAUUGUUGAAUCUGAGAACGACUCUAACAUUCCUCAGCAGAAUUACCCUGUGUAUAAUUUGGACAAAGUGAGUCUUGAUUUUUGGGCUUAUCAUAAAUACAAAAUUGGAGGUUACACAUACCUGCAGAAUGUCUUCUCAAAUGUAGUCCUCAGGAAGAUAACCAACUCUGAAGGCUCUAUCUCCAUGGUCGUUGUACCAAUGAAGAGCCAAGGAUUAUUCGCAAAUUUCUUGGUUGCAGGUUCUGGAGGAGUACUUGCAUUUGGAUGCUUCUUAAUAAUGAUCCCUUCUGCAUUUAUUGUUACCUACUUCACUGUUGAAGAGAAGAGGUCAAAGAUAAGAGAACUCAUGAAGAUAAUGGGUCUUAAAGACACUUACUACUGGCUAUCCUGGCUGCUAUAUCACUCGGUUAAGACUACCUUUCAUUCAGUUCUGGUAGCUUGCCUGAUGAUCCCGAUUUUCAGGACCACUACAUUGGUGUUUUUCUUCUUCUACCUCUGGUUCUACGAGAUAUGGCUGUUUAGUUACUCAGUCCUGAUCGGGUCGAUGUUCAGGUCAGGGAAAAUAGCUGCGUUUUCAGCAUGAAUCAUCUUGGUAAUCAUUUCCUUAGCCCCAUCCUUCCUUGAGCAGAGGGAGUAUAAUGAGACUGCCAAGAUUUUGUUCUCUUUGAUCCCACCAAUAGGGAUGCAGAUGGCUGCUGAAAACAUAGUCUUCUUAGAAGCGAGCAGGGAAGGAGUGCAAUUUUCAAACUUCCGGGAGCUAAUUGACAACUACCGAAUGUCUACAUUCUACUGGACCACUUUUGUGUCUUCCCUCGUGGUUCUGGUAAUAGGGCUUUAUCUUGAGAAUGUCCUUCCAACUUCUCCAGGCGUCAGGAAAAGUCCUUGGUUCAUCUUUACCAAGUCAUUUUGGUGUAAAAGGAAGAAGCAACUAGUAUUUGAUGAGGUAGACUUAUCCCACCAGGACGACUCUCUUCGAAGGUUGUUUGAUACCUCGCAGCAUCAGCUGAACUACAUCAGGGACUCGUAUUUCGAGCCUCUAAGCCAAGAAGAAAUAGCGAAGAGAAAUAGUGAUAAAUGUAUUCUGGUCGAAGGCAUCUGAAAGGAAUAUGGCAAUGAUAAGGCCAUCACUAAUUUUACUACUGAGAUGUAUGAAGGUCAAAUUUAUGCACUUCUUGGACAUAACGGAGCAGGAAAAUCUACAAUUGUCAAUGUCUUAUCAGGCAUGGUCGGAUUUAGUAAAGGAAGCGGACUUGUAUAUGGCUAUGAUGUCAGAACAGAGAUGCAAGAGAUCAGGAAGAUUAUUGGGUUCUGUCCACAGAAAAACAUACUCUAUCCUGGCUUAACUAUCCUUGACCAUUUAUACAUCUUCGCACAAUUGAAGGGCAAGAAGAAAUCUGAGGUUACUCAUGAAGUCGAUGAACUUCUCUCCGAUUUGAGACUUGAAAAUGUUCGAAAUAAGUAUUGAAAGGAUAUCUCACAAGAAUCUAAACGUAAACUUUCUCUAGCAAUCUCUCUUAUCGGAGGCUCUAAGGUUGUUUUCCUUGAUGAACCUUCAAGUUGAAUGGAUAUCGACUCACGUAAGGAGAUGUGGAAGAUUCUCCACAAGUACAAAUCUGGGCGAAUAAUUAUCUUAAUCACUCAUUACAUGGAAGAAGCUGAUUUCUUAGGCGAUAAGAUCGGAAUAAUGUCCCAUGGCCAACUUAUAUGAUCUGGUACUACAGUCUUCUUAAAGGAAAAAUUUGGUGAAGGAUAUAACAUCCACUUCGUCAAAGAGAAUCGGGAGGAAAAUCUUGAGCUAGAGCGGUUUAUUACAGAUUAUUUCCCAGAUUCUAACAAAGUCUCUGAGAUUAGCCAUGAAGCAAUUUAUCUGCUACCUAAGAACUUGGAGAACCAAUUUCCUAUAUUCUUUAAGGAGCUUGAUGCUAGUUUGGACAAACUUGGGGUCUCGUCUUAUGAGAUUUCGAUGACUACACUUGAAGAGGUCUUUUUGAGGAUUGAAAAAGAAGCUGACUCUUUUCAAGAAACUGGAGAAGCAACUAUUCAUAGAAGUGAUUCUGAGCUAUUACUUCCUAAGAUUUAUAGUAUUGCUAAUGAACAGAUCCAAGGAAAACUAGCAGUUUUUAGGACCCAUUUUUAUGCUCUUUUGUGCAAAAGAUUUAAAAUCACUAGGCGAAGUUUUACUACGAUAAUGCUUGAUGUGAUAUUACCCUUAUUGCUUAUAUUUUUAGGAAUCCUUGGGUAUAAAGCUUUAGAACCGAAAGUCUCUUCUCCAAGGGAAUUAGGGAUAUCAUUGUAUCCAGAGCCACAAAGAAUUCUAUACAACUCUGAAUGUGUCAGAGGUACUGGGGCCCCAGAAGAUAUCAUGCAGUAUCUGGACGGUUAUGGGGAGUAUGUAAUCUCUGAACCUGUAGAAACAUUAUCUGUUGACUCCAUUCUUGCUUUAGAAAGAUUUGAUACUUAUGUCUUUAAACAUAUUGGAGAAUACCCUCAGGAGCCGCCACAGUACGGGAGUUAUUAUUUCCACACUAUCGAGCCUGUCAGACAUAUUUACAAAGUAGCGACUUUGGUGAACUCAACUAGUCAAGAGUCAUCGGUAGUGUUCCCUCAUGCUGUUUACCAAGCUAUCUUGCGGAAAGCAUCUGGAGAUAGGAAUUUACAAUUUCGGACGACUACGAAGCCAAUGCCGAUGAACUUGGAAACUUUUCUUGUUGAAAGGAAGGCAAUGACAACUUACAUAACUGGUACAGGAUCUAUUGCGUUUAUAAUGAUGAUGGUGAGCACUAUUGCUUUGCUCCUGAAUGAGAGGGCUCAAAAAUUAUUUCAUUUUCAGUGGUUAAAUGGAGUUGGCAAAGGGACUUACUGGGCAUCCAACCUGAUCUAUGAUGUUAUCAAAGUUUACAUUGUAUUUGCAAUGAUUUAUGUGCUGCUUAAGAUCACAUCGGUUCCUGUUCCUUAUGUAGGCCUUCUGUUGGCAAUUUCUCCCAUUCCAAUAGUGAGUCAUACCUAUUUUGUGACACUGUUAUUUAAAAAUCCUAUCACUGCUGCAAAUGUUAGCUUCUUACUAAAUUUCUUAAUAUGCGGGGUUGGCCCUUUUAUGGUAAACAACUUAUUGAUUGUCAGAGACUUCAGAGUUCUCAGCAUAUCUCUAAUGUGGGUGCUUCGGAUAUCACCAUUAUACUGCCUCAUCGGAGGAAUUUCGAACAUUCUAGUGAAAGACUAUGUUGGAGUGCUGUACGGAAUCUAUGAGCCUUUAGCCCCUUUCUCUGUCAGAGUGGCAGGAGGUGAUCUGAUAUUCCUCUGAGUCCAUUUCUUUCUCUGGCCGGGUGUUUUAUAUGUUUUAGAGUCGAAGUUACUUAUUUGAAAGAGGAAGAAAAAUUAUUAUGACAAGCCGAGAUACCUCAACUGUGAUAAGGAGAUUAUCGCAGAGAGAUCUAGAGUGAGCAAGAUUCCUCCAGAUUCUCUUGCAGUCAAGCUAGAUUGCCCAGAAACUAUUAUUAAGAAGAAAAUGCUCUUGAAAGGAGUAGCUCUAGCUAUAGAAUACGGUGAAUGAUACUGCUUGCUUGGCACUAAUGGAGCUGGCAAAUCAAUAGCUUUAAAGAUGCUUAUUGGCCAAGCUUCCAUUUCCCGUGGAGAUUGAUAUAUCAACGGCUAUAGUAGCAAGAGAGACUUAAUAAAGGCACGAAACCAGUUUGGAUAUUGUCCUCAGGAUAAUCCGAUCUUUAAAAACCUGACUGUAAUUGAACACCUUGAGUUCUAUGCUCGGGCCAAGAGGAUUCCAAGAACUUAUCGGGAACAAUUGAAUCAGGAUAUUUUGAAGAAACUAAAUUUGUUGAAAUAUAAAUAACAAGAGAGCUUGGAAACUAUCAGAGGGGAACAAGAGGAAACUUUCAGUUGCAAUAGCUUUACUCGGAAGCCCCCCUGUUAUGCUUCUUGAUGAGCCCUCUUCAGGCAUGGAUCCCAAAUCUAAACGCUUUAUGUGGGAAAUUAUUACUAAGAUCAGUGACAAUGAUGAAAGAGCUUCUGUGGUGCUUACCACCCAUUCGAUGGAGGAAGCAGAGACCAUGUCUACGAACAUGGGGAUCCUUGUUGAAGGCGAGCUUCGAUGCUUCGGCUCAAAACUUGAAAUUAAAGAGAAGUUUAACACAGAAUACCAGAUCGAGGUCAGGUUCAAAGAGCUUACUAAUUCCGAAAUCGAGCAGAUCAUCGAACAACAUGAAAUUAUAGACUAUCUUGACAAGUACUGCCGAGGUAUGUAUAAAACUGAAAAAGGCAGCCAAAGAGCCGUCCUUAUUAAUGACGAGGUCUGUAGAGGGAUGCUUACUAAGAUAUUUGACAAUGAUUUCGCAGCACAAGAGUUCACUCAUAAUGGUUUUGGGAGGGACAUCCGGUACAUUCUAGAGGACAACCAGUAUUAUCCAUUACAUUCGUUGAUAAAAUGGCAGGACUUUAUGAGCAAAGUGAAGAAGAGUAUUGACUUUUUCGUAAAGAAAUUUGGCAAGACAUCCCUUGUAGAGGAAAUCCUCCCCAAAUGUAGAUUUAGAGUCCCAAAAUUAGGCAAACCUAUCGGCAAUUUCUUUAAUCUUAUGGAACGAGAGAAGGAAGAUCUUGAAAUAGCAGAUUAUUCUAUAUCACAAGCUAAUUUGGAGCAGAUCUUCACCAUGUUUAGUGAGAAGAGAAACCAUGUAUAUAAAAGUAGAAGAUACGUGUCUCAAGAUCUUGAUGGUGGAGGCUCCUUUACUCAAACUCUCGACCAAGAAGAUCUAGAAGGGAUUGAACAGCAAUUUAUGCAACAAGUGUAAAUUUGUGUUAUUUUUAUCUGAAUUUUCAAUGAA